AUGUAAUAGGAAUUCAAAUUGCCAUAAAAGAUUAUCGAGUUGUAUGCUAAAUAUUAGAAUAAAUCAUAAAAAGUGAAAAAAUUCUAACUUUAAGAGCAUACUUUUAUGCUUGAAGAUCAUUAUGCUCCUGUUGAAAUAAUUGGAAGUGGUGCCUAUGGAUGUGUUAUAUAAGCUGAUGACAAGAAUGCCAAAACAGAGAAAGAUAGAUAGGUGGCCAUAAAAAAAAUUGAGAGGGCUUUUGAACAUAGACUCUAUGCAAAAAGAACUUUGAGAGAAUUAAAAAUUCUUAGAUUGAUGAAACAUGAGAAUAUUGUCGAAUUAAAAACUCUCCUUCUUCCAAAAUCAAGAGAAGAAUUUGAAGAUGUUUACAUGGUUACUGAAUUAUUAGAAACAGACUUAGCACAAGUAAUUAAGAGUGACUAGGUCUUAACAGAUGAGCAUAUCUAGUUAUUCUUAUAUCAAAUUUUGAGAGGAUUGAAGUAUUUGCAUACUGCAGGAAUUUUGCAUAGAGAUUUAAAACCAAGAAAUUUAUUAUUAAAUAGAAAUUGUGAUCUGAAAAUCUGCGAUUUCGGUUUAGGCAGAGCAAUGGCUGAUCCUACAUCAUCCAAUAAUGCUAAUAUCAUGACUUAUUAUGUUGAAACUAGAUGGUAUAGAGCCCCAGAAUUGCUGGUGAGUUUCAAGAAUUAUACCCCUGCAGUGGAUAUGUGGUCAGUUGGGUGCAUUUUGGCAGAACUAUUAUUGAGAAAGCCAUUUUUAAGAGGAGAUUCAACUAAGAGAUAAGUGAAAUUGAUUUUUGAAUUAUUGGGUACACCAAAUGAAGCCUACAUUUAAUCAUUCCAAGAUGAAAAAGUUUAAAAUAAUUUAAGGAAAGUCAUUAAGGAAACUGGCCCAAAAUAAGGCAUUCCAUUAGAAUAAUUAUUUAAAAAUGCUUCUAAAAAUGCUUUGGAUUUAUUAAGGAAACUUCUUACAUUUGAUUACCAACAAAGAAUUACAGUUUAACAAGCCUUAGAACAUCCUUAUUUGGCUUAAUUGCAUUUUGAAGCAGAUGAACCAAGUGCUUAACUUGUCAAUUAAUUAGAGUUCGAAUUUGAAAAAUAUGAAAUGACCAGAGAAUAAAUCAAAGAUCUUCUCUAUGAAGAGAUUCUAUUGUAUCAUUUUCCAGAAUUCUAAACAUCAUAUGAGUAAAAGAAAAAAUCUGGAUAAAGUUUAAUAUCUCAUAUCGUGAACAAUGAAAAUGCAAAAAUAUUUGAUCCAACAGCAGACGAUGAUUUAGAUAGAGAUUGA
Paramecium tetraurelia is the source of this 1284-nucleotide messenger RNA. RefSeq lists its product as uncharacterized. The transcript has 8 exons. Gene Ontology annotation, cellular component: nucleus; cytoplasm. The record is from RefSeq and is a predicted model, not a curated record. NCBI's taxonomy places the organism in Eukaryota, Ciliophora, Oligohymenophorea, Peniculida, Parameciidae. Gene Ontology annotation, biological process: intracellular signal transduction; protein phosphorylation. Gene Ontology annotation, molecular function: MAP kinase activity; ATP binding.